Betta splendens (Siamese fighting fish) is the source of this 2176-nucleotide messenger RNA. Its product is annotated as myeloid-associated differentiation marker homolog. NCBI's taxonomy places the organism in Eukaryota, Metazoa, Chordata, Actinopteri, Anabantiformes, Osphronemidae. The coding region runs from base 203 to 1051 and encodes 282 amino acids. The record is from RefSeq and is a predicted model, not a curated record. Gene Ontology annotation, cellular component: membrane. The transcript is spliced from 2 exons.
CAACCAGAGGUGGUUCCUCCUUCGAAGGAAUGAGGAACCAUAAAUGCAGCGCACACAGCCUGCCUUGACACGAACGCCCCGCGGCCGAUGGGUAAAAUGCAAAUGAAGCACACACACACUUUGCUGCAACACGUUUCGCGAUCCGAUGCCACAUACUGGAUUUGAUCAACUGACCAUAAUCUGAGCGCAGGACUCUAUCGCCAUGGCAACGGUGGACGUGAAGACGCUCACGGCACCCGUGGGCAUCGUGCGGCUGCUGGAGGUGGUUUUCACCUGCGUCACCUUCAGCCUGGCGGCGUCGGCGACCACCGCCUUCUGGGUGUGGUGCAUGUUCUCGUGGGGCUUCUGCUUCUCCAUCACCUUCCUCGUGCUCCUGCUGGAGCUCAUCAGGGUCCACGCGAAGCUGCCCAUCUCCUGGACCGACUUCACCACGGCUUUCGCCAUGUUGGCCACACUAAUGGUUCUGGCAGCCUCCAUCAUCUUUCCCGUCUCAAUCAACUGUUCCACCUGUGGCAGGCAGAUUGGAGCCACCAUCACCUCCAUCUUGGCCUUCAUCCUGUACGCCGUGGAGGUCGGGUUGACCCGGGCCAAAACAGGAGAACUCAGCGGCUUCCUGUCCACAGUCCCGGGACUCCUCAAGGUCCUGGAGGCCUUCGUGGCCUGCAUCAUCUUCAUCUGCUUGGGCAACAUCGACUAUUAUGUGAUUCCAUGGCUCCAGUGGUGCGUCACCGUCUACUCCAUCUGCUUCAUCUUCACGCUGCUCGUCAUCAUUCUCACCAUCUUCCGCCUCCUUGCUCUCUCUGCACCGUUGAAGAAGGUCCUGACGUGCUGCAAUGUGCUGGCAGUGUUGAUGUACAUGACAGCUGUGGUCGCCUGGCCGCUGUACAGCAUCAGGAACACCCCCAGACCCAGCCCCUGCCCACGUUUCUGUCUUUGGGAUAAUUUAGUGGUCAUCACCUUCAUGACCGGCUUUAACCUCAUUGCUUACAUCAUAGAUACGGUUUAUUUGAUUAGAGACAUUGUUGUUAUGAGCAUGAGCGUGAGUAUAUAGAGCGAGCAGCAGCCUCUACUGACUGUUACUGCUGCGCCCGCAUCCACUGUAGGGAAAUAUCAACAGCCAUGUAUUUUUCUCUUACUGGGCUGUUCAGAUUUAAUACUUUUAGAUUUCAUGGGGCCCUGAUCUUGGUCAAUGUUGUGGAUAUUCGCCGAUCCAGAUGUUUCCUGGUUUCCACCCAGUCCUGAGCCACAUGUGCUGCUGAGCCACAUGUGCUGCUGAGCCACCGCUCCUCUGCCGCCCUCUGCCGAGCGUGUCACUGACCUGGAAAACCAACCUUAAGUAAAUAAAAAUAAAUAAGAGCAGCAAAGCGCCUCGAGGAGGAUGCGUCUCCGAUCCCAAACGCUCGUCGCCGUGGGAACAGCUUGACCUUUUGACCCCCAAUUGUGCCUCUUUAGCCCAGUUUUGAGUGAGACAAACUGUAAAUUUCAGCUGGAACGGGUUCUGAAUUUAGCCUUCCCAGAUGACUUGGUGACCAUGUCUUCAUUGUGGGAACAUCGUGACCUUGUAAACCAGGGAUCCUUUCUGUCCAUACAAUAGAACACAUGGCAGCUGACGGCUGCUUGAUGAUCAGGUCCUUGUAACAACAGUAUCACCAGUUAUUAAGUCUGGCCUUUUUGCUUCUUCGCAGGUUUCCUGGGGGGUGUUUUGUGUUUUUGUUGGGAUUUACUGACUUGAACAUUUCAGCUCAGCUUGUAGGACUUUAAGGAUUAUACUUGGACAGUACUUAGUCAGUAUUUCUGUUUCUUACCAUUUGGGUCCAGAACAAACAAACUCAUCAAUCUCUGAUAUGAACGACUGGACAGACAAACGCCACCUGAUGGAUUAUGACGUUAUUUGGUUCACGUUCAUGUUCCCCCUCAGUUUGUCUUCAUUACUUAACCUCGUACCCAUAACUAUCUUCUUCCACCCAAUGAACGCGUCCUUUCCUUAAUUAAGUGGCUCGGUUGUGUUUUUGGGGUGUGUACUUUGAUUGGGGCCUUGUGCCUUUGGUGCUGCAUGAGUGUGUGCUACAUCAUUAAGGGGGUGGGGGCUGAGAUGACCCUCAACAGAGACUUAGUUCCAUGCACUGUGAAUACGUUUUGUCAGAUUCUGUAAAUAAAUGGGGCACAGACAAAUGUU